Molecule: messenger RNA, 1875 nt
Organism: Spinacia oleracea (spinach)
Lineage: Eukaryota; Viridiplantae; Streptophyta; Magnoliopsida; Caryophyllales; Amaranthaceae
Exons: 13
Coding region: 101-1507 (468 amino acids)
Biological process (GO): biosynthetic process; cytoplasmic translational initiation
Cellular component (GO): eukaryotic translation initiation factor 2B complex; guanyl-nucleotide exchange factor complex
Molecular function (GO): guanyl-nucleotide exchange factor activity; translation initiation factor activity
Source: RefSeq, a predicted model, not a curated record
UCCUCAAGCUCAAUCAGCAAUCGCACAAACUAAAACAAAAAACCUUGUGUGUGGGAUCGGAAGAUUCAUAGUCGAAACCCCUCAAAAACCCAGGAAAAACAUGGAUUUCCAGGUGGUUGUACUUGCAGGUGGCACUUCCAAAAACCUCGUCCCUCUUGUCUCCAAGGAGGUUCCUAAAGCAUUGCUCCCAGUUGGGAAUCGGCCAUUAGUGUCGUAUGUAUUGGACCUUUUGGAACAAAGCAAUCUCAAGGAUAUUAUUGUGGUGGUUGGAGGUGCAGAUGCUGCUGUUAAAGUUGGUGCAUGGAUUUCGAGUGCUUAUGUCGAUCGUCUUCGUGUUGAGGUUGUUGCUGCUCCGGAGGAUAAGGGAACUGCUGCAGCACUUCGUGCAAUUUCCCAUCACUUGACUGCUAGCGACGUUUUGGUGGUGAGUGGUGACCUUGUUUGUGAUGUUCCCCCGGGGGCUGUGGCAGCUGCUCAUAGACGACAUGAUGCAGUUGUGACUGCAAUGCUUUGUUCCACCCCUGUUAGUGGAAAUACAGAAUCUGUAUCGUCUAGUGGAAAGGAGAAGAAACCAGCACGUUGUAAUAUCAUAGGAUUGGAUGUCACAAAACAGUUUUUACUGCACAUAGCUGCAGGCACCGAGGUUAAUAAAGAUAUGCGAUAUCAGAAGAGCAUACAACAGGCAGCUGGGCAGAUGGAGAUCCGAACUGAUCUUAUGGAUGCCCAUCUAUAUGCUUUCAAGAGAUCUGUUCUUCAAGAAGUUCUUGUCAAGGAUCUUGACCAGAAAGAGAAAUUUAGAAGCUUAAAGCAGGAUGUGCUGCCCUAUCUUGUCCGUACACAGCUGAGAUCAGAUGUCCUGACAAAUGUGACUCUGCAAACAGAAGAAAACGGGAAUGGAAUACUCUCAUCAGAUAAAAACCAAGUUAUGCUCUCCCAACUAUUGGCUAAUGCUUCUACCCCGAGUUUCCAUGAACUAUUUGCGUUGGGACGUAAUGGAGUUGCUAGCACUAUGAGAAAAACGCACAAAUGCUGUGUUUACAUUGCUGGCAAUGACAAGUACUGUGCACGCUUGAAUUCCAUUCAAGCUUACAGUGACAUCAAUCGCGAUGUCAUUGGAGAUGCUAGCCAUUUAUCAGGGUAUUCAUUUUCUCCUCAGCACAACAUCAUUCAUCCUUUUGCCGAGAUUGGAUCAAAGACUAAAGUGGGACCGCAUUGUAUAAUUGGUGAAGGUUCACAAAUGGGUGAUAAAUGUAGUGUAAAACGAUCUGUCAUUGGUCGUCAUUGUCGGAUAGGUUCAGACGUUAAGAUCGUGAAUUCAGUGGUUAUGGAUCAUAUUACCAUCAGUGAUGGCUGUUCGAUUCAAAGUUCUGUUAUCUGCAGUAAUGUACAACUUCAAGAACGCGCUGUUUUGAAAGACUGCCAAGUUGGAGCAGGUUAUGUGGUCACUGCAGGCAGCGAAAACAAAGGGGAGUCUUUGGCAAAGAAAGAGAAAACCGUCUCUACAUGAGUUUUGUUUCGCGUACUUUUCUUAGAAAUUUAAGAUGCUAGGUUGUUGAAGAGGCAAAUGUGAAGGUGGUUGUUUGGAUUUUGUUGUAUUAAAAAUAUAGGAAACUGAAGUGAAUACCAGUUUCCCUCAGAAAAAAAAGAAAGGAAACUGAAUACCAGUUAAUAUCAUCAAUUUUGUUCCAAUAUCCCCAUUUUUUGUGCUUAGAUUUGCUUCAGUAUAUCUGUAUUCUACUGAAUAUUCAACAGAAGAUCGAGAUCUGUUUGGUUAGGUUAUGUGAAAUUUUAUUGAGAUGUAGAUAAGCGUGGCGAUAAGCCGAUAAAAACUUUGUUUUUUGCACUCAUGUAUAAGGUUCCGUUCUAUUUGACUUA